Molecule: messenger RNA, 645 nt
Organism: Hibiscus syriacus
Lineage: Eukaryota; Viridiplantae; Streptophyta; Magnoliopsida; Malvales; Malvaceae
Product: protein EARLY RESPONSIVE TO DEHYDRATION 15-like
Exons: 3
Coding region: 89-475 (128 amino acids)
Source: RefSeq, a predicted model, not a curated record
CUGCCAUAAAGUUGAACGGAGAAUUUUGGAUGAAUUUUCGAUUACGCUGCUCAGAAGAGUGAAGUGAUAAGUAAAAGCAAUUGAUAGAAUGACUGUAGUUGGUGAAGGAAGGUCAACAUUGAACCCCAAUGCCCCUCUUUUUAUCCCGGCUGUUCAUCGCCAAGUGGAGGAUUUCUCGCCAGAAUGGUGGCAACUGGUUACAACAUCAACGUGGUAUCGGGACUAUUGGAUGAGCCAGCACCAGGACGAGGAUGGUUUCUAUAAUAACGCGGAGGAUGAUGGCUUUGAUGGCACUGACAUUGCCGAUUUGCUUCCCGAUACCUUUGACCUUUUUGCGGAUGAGGAUCUCUCCGGUAUCGAUCUUCAGUUUGAAGAGUUGGUACAGUCUUACGAAAUCGAAAGCACAUCACCUCCUUUACCAUCUAAUGCCGGCUUCGAGGAGGAUGGUGAAACCCUGAUGAAGAAUGUGUCAUAGGCAGACCGCCAAGAACGUGAACCCUAAAAGCAGCUGCUGAAAGAAUCUCGUUAGCCAUUCGCAGGUUACAAUCUCUCAAGCACCUCAGUAGUGCAAUUUUCAGUUAGUUUAACUGUUCUUGUAUCAGUCCUUGUUCAAUCACGUCUAUGUUUCUUCUAGUUAACAGAAAA